Molecule: messenger RNA, 2714 nt
Organism: Rosa rugosa (rugosa rose)
Lineage: Eukaryota; Viridiplantae; Streptophyta; Magnoliopsida; Rosales; Rosaceae
Product: arogenate dehydrogenase 1, chloroplastic-like
Exons: 3
Coding region: 306-2108 (600 amino acids)
Biological process (GO): L-tyrosine biosynthetic process
Molecular function (GO): arogenate dehydrogenase (NADP+) activity; prephenate dehydrogenase (NADP+) activity; prephenate dehydrogenase (NAD+) activity
Source: RefSeq, a predicted model, not a curated record
AUGAAGUUAGGAGAGGUUCAAUAACGAGGAUAACCCUCAUUAGUCAAACGUGAGAUAGAACCGUGGUCUAGGAUUCCUACCGGCCCAAAUCCUGUCCUUGUUUGCUUCGCCAGCAUUCGUGCUCUUUGGUAAUCGCAGUCAGUGACCAGUGGUGGCAGCGAAAUAGUCUUGCACAGGGUGAAAUACAUGCUUAGAUUGGUGUUCUCUCACAAAGUGAAGUUGAUGCCAACAUUGGUGUAGCUGGUCUUUCCGCAACUUGUGGUCAGGAACCUCCACAACUUUACGGUUAGAAUUCUGAAUUUAUCAUGCUGAAGAUUGCCAUCAUCGGCUUUGGCAACUUGGGACAAUCCCUUGCCAAGACCUUUGCUGACCUAGGCCACAUGGUCCUUGCACAUUCUAGAUGUGACCACUCCAAAAUGGCCCAAGACCUCGGCAUUUCAUAUUUCUCUGACCCGCAGGACCUCUGUGAACAGAAUCCGCAGGUCAUUUUGCUAUGCACCUCCAUAAUCUCCACAGAAUCCGUCCUCAGAUCUUUACCUCUCCUGCGCCUUAAGCAUGACACAUUGUUUGUUGACAUGAUUCCUGUCAAAGAGUUUUCAAAAGCAUUGUUACUCAAGUUGUUGCCUAGCUAUUUAGAUGUUCUUUGCACCAACCCAAUGUUCGGAGUUGAGAGAGGCAAACAUGAGUGGAAUGGCAUGUUUUUUGUGUACGAAAAGGUUCGAAUUGGCUCUGACGGAGUGGGGAUUUCUUUCUGUGAUAACUUCUUAAACAUGUUUGAGAAAGAAGGGUGUAGAAUGGUGGAAGUAAGCUGUUCUGAGCAGGAUAAGUAUGUCGCAGGUUCGCAGUUUAUUACCCACACAGUUGGGAGAGUCUUGGGGAUGUUGACAUUGGAAUCGACUCCAAUAAAUACAAAAGGUUAUGAGACAUUGUUGGAUUUGGCGGACAACACAGCUAGGGAUAGUUUUGAUUUAUAUUAUGAGUUGUUCAUGUACAACAAAAAUGCAUUUGAGAUGUUUGAGAGGUUGGACUUGGCUUUUGACACUUUGAAGAAACAGCUUUUUGGUUAUUUGCAUGAUGUUGUGGGAAAGCAAGUAUUUGAUAAUGCAGAGAAGGUACAAAUGGGGCACGAGGAGUACAAGGUGUCUAACCCAUCCCACAAUGGAGCUUCCUCGGAAUCUUCUUCAAAAGAUAUGAGGUCGCAUAAGAUUGCUCAGGUAUCUAACCGUAAAGCACAGAUAUCUGACCACUUUGAUGACAACUCAAGGCUCAAGAUUGCAAUUGUUGGUUUUGGGAACUUUGGUCAGUUUCUUGCUAAAACUAUUAUACGUCAAGGUCAUAUAGUUCUAGCCUAUUCUCGAUCAGACUACUAUGAUGUGGCUCAAAAGUUGGGGGUAAUUUACUUCUCUGAUGUCGAGGAACUUUGCAAAGAGCAUCCAGAAGUGAUACUUUUUUGUACCUCUAUUCUUUCAACUGAGAAAGUUGUCAGGUCAUUUCCAGUUCAGAGGUUGAUGAGGAAUACUUUGUUUGUUGAUGUUCUUUCAGUUAAAGAAUUUCCAAAAAACUUGUUUCUUCAAAAGUUGCCAUUGAAUUUUGAUAUUCUCUGUACGCAUCCUAUGUUUGGACCAGAGAGUGGUAAAAAUGGGUGGGAGGCUCUUCCUUUUGUUUAUGAUAAGGUCAGGGUGGGAAGUGACGAAUCAAGGGUAUCACUCUGUGACCGAUUUCUUGAUAUCUUUGCUCUUGAAGGGUGUCGAAUGGUUGAAAUGUCUUGUGCAGAGCAUGAUAGGCAUGCAGCAGGGUCACAAUUCCUUACGCACACAAUAGGAAGGGUUUUGGAAAAGCUGGGUUUGGAGUCGACACCUAUCUUUACAAAUGGUUACAAGACUUUAUUGAAUUUGGUGGAGAAUACAGUAGGAGAUAGUUUUGAUCUUUACUAUGGCUUGUUCAUGUAUAAUGUAAAUGCAAUGGACCAGCUAAAUAGAUUGGGCAUGGCUUUUGAUUCAUUAGAGGAGCAGUUUCUGGGGCGUUUGCAUGGUAUUCUCCAUAAGCAACAUUCUGAGAAUGCAAGCAAAACCUUGUUGCCAAAUCAUCCAAGAAUGCAGCUCCACUAAGAAGAUGCAAUGAAUGUAGGGACAAAAAAAAAAAGCUGAAAAGGAAAGAGGAUGAAUCCUUUAUUUUGCACAAGUUGAUAAAGACAGGGCAGUUAGAGAAGACAUGGUGGCAUUGAUGUGAAGGAGCAUAAAGCCUUUUCAUUAUGUAAUGGUAACAAAGCAUAGAUCUUAUCUAAUGUUUUGAUCAGUUCAAAUCGCUGGAGGUUUUGCUUAUCCAACUUGGGUCUUGCCAGCAAAUGUUGCGUUGUUUGUUAGCAGAUAAACAGAGUUUUCAGGGCAUGGAAGAGUGCAAGAAUUACUUCCCCAUCGUGUGAACAUCAACAUGAAUGAAGAUGUUUCGCCAUCAGCAUCAACUUUCUUUGUGCAUUGUACAAAGGUAACACUGAUGGGGCUCAGACAUCAUCAAGCUUAUUGCCCACAUCUCCUUAACUGAGUUUUAUUAAUGUUUGUUAAGAAGAAGGUCCAGAAUGGAUCAAAUUGUAUAUCUGAUGAUAUGUCUGUACUUUUAAUUCUGUUCAAAGAGAAAAGAGAUACAAAUUGUACAUCUGCUGACAUUAGCUUAUUUGGUAAUGUUACAAUGGCUAAUCACUAUGGGAUUUAUCUUAA